Monopterus albus (swamp eel) is the source of this 2157-nucleotide messenger RNA. It is a transcript of the gene il12ba, whose product is annotated as interleukin 12Ba. Gene Ontology annotation, molecular function: protein binding. The transcript is spliced from 8 exons. The record is from RefSeq and is a predicted model, not a curated record. The coding region runs from base 943 to 2001 and encodes 352 amino acids. NCBI's taxonomy places the organism in Eukaryota, Metazoa, Chordata, Actinopteri, Synbranchiformes, Synbranchidae.
AUGGGGUAUCCCACCUGUCUGUCCGCAGUGCUACACAGCCCCCACCUGGCUAGUUCACUGUCCUCAGUAACCACAGUCAUAACGAAGCCCCUUAAUUGUUGGGGGUGACCUGCACUGGCACUGAGGCCCCUCUGGUAACUCCUGAGUGGAUGCCUCACCCCACCAUCUCCCUGGUAUUCCCAAUGACACUGCCAGAGAUGUGAGGGCCAUCAAAUGUAGCAUCGCCACAGUCAAUGGUGACUCUGAGAUGGUGGGGCGAGGCACCUGGUGCCAUUCAGUUCACAGUCCAGGUGCACGCUGCGUGUCCCCCCAGGCGGCCGACCCCCAGCUAUGACAGGUUAAACGAUGGGCAUCACUCAGCUGCUCGACUGUUUCCUAGUCGUGUCGUAGCGGCUAACCGCAGGCUCUCCCGUUGACGUUAUGGAUAAUUCGUUGUUUUCCGUUUCAGUGUUGUAAUAGUAAAAUACAGUGUGACAUUGUGAAAUUCUGUCACGGCGGGAAAAAGCCCUACCGGCGCAGUUUAAAGUGGCGCACAGAGAGUUCGUAAGGCGUGGCGUUGUUUCAUCACUGGUAGAUGGAGUCACCUGCUUUAGUUCUGAAAGUGAAAAUGAAUGUCCAAACAAACAGGUAGGCUAAGGAAGUAAUAACUACAACUAGCAAACAACAAUAACAUUAAAGGGUCAAAACACUGAAGUGAUGUCGCGCAGUGUUUCAAGGGUCAUAAAAAGCAUGAGCGCAUUAGUCAGUGAGGAACAAAAGGAAGUGACUUUAAAUGACAUUUUACUAAAUGGAUGCCUCUGUUCAUUUAUGACGGGGUGAAAAGCGAAAUGUGGACUUCUCCUUAUGGGGCGAUGUUGGGAAAUUUGUGCCUGAAAUAACAGUGCCACAUAAAAGUCGCUCCGAGUUGCACCAUCCUCAUUAACACUGGACAUUAAUGACAAGAUGAAGUUACUUUAUUUCAGCAUCAUCUCUGUAUUUCUACAAGUCAGUUGCCAAAAUCCUAGGAGCCACUGGACUCUGCCUCCCAAUAUUCUGGUUGUGGAGGUGGAUGGCUCUGUGGGCCAGCAGACCCUGAGCUGCUUGGGGUCACCAGAGGAGGUGACGAGGAGAGCCAACAAGAGUCAGGAUAUUAUUUGGAAGAAGAACGGAGUGGAGGAACCACAGAGAGGGAACUCAUACCUGGUGCACCUGGAGGAAAGCUUAGGAGGGGGUGAAUACACAUGCCACAGCAAGGAUGGAUCACUGCUUGAUCGCACUGUGGUCCUGAUCCAAGAGGGUGAAACCAUGAAGAGGAAGAUUCUGGUGAAAAAUGACCAAGAAGAAUAUUUAAAGUGCUCUGCUCAGAAUUACAACGGAGAGUUCCACUGCUCUUGGACCUGGCACAGCAGCCGCAUUGGGAAAGUAGCAUUUAUCAAAGCUCAACGUGUUUCUGACGACAGUGACAUCCAGUGUUCCGUGGACACUAGUGGUCUACGUUGGACAUGCUCCUCGGGUCAGAGUAACUUCAGAUGUUCAGUGAACAAGAGCGGAUACAGUAUCUCCUGCCUGGAUGAGCAGUACUGCCCCUAUGCUGAGGAGAGCCGGAAGAUCGAGAUCAUUGUCUAUGUGAGGACUGAGCACUUCCUGAUAGAGAGCUACACCAAACAGUUUUUCCUGUCAGAGAUUGUGAAACCUGACAAGGUGACAAUCAGUAAAGUCAACACAACAAUGAUAAAGUGGAGUUACCCAAGCUCCUGGAGUAGUCCCUACUCCUACUUCCCCCUCACUUUCCAGAUUGCACAGCUCAAGCGGAGGUGCAAAAAGUGUGGCAACCUAUGCCCUGACUCAAAAGCAACAAAGAUCCUCACAGUCCACUCUACAGAUAUUUGUCAGUUUGAAGUCAAGCAUAAGGCCAAGGUCGUGUGUAUCCGAGCUAAGGAUGCUCUUUGUGACUCACAGUGGAGCGAGUGGAGCCAGUUCAGACUGAGGAGACGCAAGAACAACAAGAACAGACAUCAGUAAAAACAUUACCAUAACAGAAAAUAAGAGCAUCCCAACACUGGACAAGAAAACUUGUGUUUAAUUAUAUACAAUUCUAAAUAUUUUUAUUUAUUUUAGCUUAUUUCAUGGUGUUUGUAAUAUGCAGCUUUUCUUAAUGAUUCAUGAAAUAAAACUUUC